Messenger RNA from Gymnogyps californianus (California condor), 812 nucleotides. RefSeq names its product linker for activation of T cells family member 2 (gene LAT2). The transcript has 13 exons. Gene Ontology annotation, cellular component: plasma membrane. The record is from RefSeq and is a predicted model, not a curated record. Gene Ontology annotation, biological process: B cell receptor signaling pathway; B cell activation; calcium-mediated signaling. Lineage: Eukaryota; Metazoa; Chordata; Aves; Accipitriformes; Cathartidae.
AUGACAGGAAACCAGAAACUGGCUAACGAGCCCCGGAGGAACCGGCUCCAGCGUCGGUGGCUGCGGCCGUGAGAUGCAGGAGGAGAUGGGACGGAUGGGGGAGAGCGGCUGAGGCUGCAGGCUGGAUGCGGCCGGGCCAUGGCGCAGCUGGAGCUGCUGUGGGCGGCCGCCGCGCUGAUGCUGCUCGGGGCCACCGUCAGCCUCUGCGUCAAGUGCCAGCUCUCCGCUACCAAGCGAGAGAAGCAGCCGAGUAAGCGGAGGAGCCAGCUCGAAAGCCAGCAGAGGUUUGAGGUGAUUCGAUCCCAUUCCACUACAACCCGAAGGCUGGAACAAAUUAAGGAACCUGAAAACUUGUCAAUAGCAAGGAAAACCACUGAGGAGCUCGGCGCCUCCCGCCAUACGGGAUACGGGAGCAGGACCGAGCCCAGGUAUCAGAAUUUCCUGACAGAGGACUGCCUGCAAGGGGACGCUGCCUAUGUGGAGCCCAUAUCUCUGGAUUACUACAACUGUGCCAGGUUCUUCACACCACCCAACGAGAAAGAGGAGGAUUCCCAUUCCUAUCAAAAUGUCAUCAUUGGAGUGUCUCACGGCUCCGAUCCGGAUGAUGCUGUAGACUAUGAGAACAGCACAGCGAUACACGUAUGGAAACUCCAGCAAGUGGAAGCUCUGCAGACAGAAAGCCCGGAUGAUGAGCCAGACUACGUCAACACGGCUCCUGCGUCAGGCCUUGCCCCUCUGUCAAAGCAAAGUAUUCUGCGUAAAGUCUGAGGAAGUCCUUUGCUGAGCUGUAAGAGCACACCCAGCGAGCGUGC